AACUGCGAUACAAAUUUUACUAUGAGACAACUUCGUGGUAGAACGCUGAGAUAUUUGAAGGUAGCAUGUUUUCUUCUGUUCAUGGUGUUCAUCAUCUGGUACACAGUGAGCGCCCUGAAGAAAAAAGUCACGCCAUUAUACGCCAGUGGAGUGGUGGAACAGAGAAUUGGCGACCUCCAGUAUGAUUUUUCCACGGGAAUGUUCGUGUACAACAGUGGUAGAAGUACAUACCUACAGGGUAUCGUCUCCGAGACUCUCAGGUCGACCUUUACAGUAGCAUGUAAAUCAGAACAGAACAAAGCCACGAGCAUGUGUCUCCACUGGCUUAGAUACGCCAAACUAGAGAUUUUGAAAACAGACAACUGUCAUCAUGUGAAGUGGACUCCAACCAGCCGUGACUUUAUUCCACAUGAUUGCUUUUCUCUACGGAGUGCCCAUUGGUAUGGGGGUGCAGAGCUUUACGACCAAACAUGGCCCCUUGAAACUGCUGAUGUACCUAAACAGCCCUAUCUCUCAAAUGACAUUUUGUUUCGAUCAAACACAGAGAAAAAUGGAGGCAGAAACAUGUUUGGAAAUGUUGUUGAUAGAUUUUGGAUAAAUUCCAAUGGUGUUGGGAUUGUAGUAAACAGUGAAGUACCCCUAUUUGUGAGCAUAAAUGAAAGUAAAAGUAACUUACUCUGUUUUAGUGCAGAUUAUACAAACUCACCGUAUCCAAACCCAGACAGUAAAACGCCUGUACUGGAGUACAGUGUGUGUAAGGAGGACAGCAUUAGUAAGAUACACAAGCUGCUACAGAAGAAGUAUUUCCACGUGCCGUUAGGUCUACCAGACAAAAGUUUAAUGCAAGGUAUUGUAUGGUCUACCUGGGGUAGAUUCAAGCCUAAUCUGACUCAGGCGCUGUUGUUAUCACAUGCUAAAAAUGUCAGUGAUAAGAUCGCCCCACACAAACUACAAGCCAACUUCAUAGAAAUAGAUGAUAAAUAUUCUACAAGAUUUGGGGAUUUUAAUUUUGAUGAAUCUGCAUUUAGAAACUCGCAUCAAAUGAUUAGUUAUUUGAAAGAAUACAAAUUUGAUGUCAUUGUUUCUAUGACACCAUUUGUUAGUGUAGAAUCAAAAGCAUUUAAAAGUAAAGCAGAUUUACUGAUUUCUGAUGUUGAGGAGCGUAGCCCUUCCCUAAUGAGAUGGUAUAGUGGCCUGAUGGGUGUGGUAGAUGUAACACGUGAAGACACUGUCACUUGGUAUAAUGCACAAUUAGCCAACAUGAUCAAAGAUUAUGGCAUAAAGUCAUUUAAUUUCCAUGGAUGUGAAUCUAAUUUUUUACCAAAAAUUCAUAAAACAUCCAGACUUCUUGCAAACCCUGGAACAUUUACUACAGAGUUUGUGUCACAGAUGAGUUCUACAGCUGGAGGCCUAGUACAAGUGAGUUGUGGUUACAGCAGCCAGCAGUACCCUGUCUACACAAAAUCAUCACGAAAAGAAUCUCAUUGGUCCCAUAAAAACGGACUACGAAGUGUGAUUCCCUCCAUUUUGACACUUGGUAUCCUUGGCUACCAGUUUGUUGUACCUGACAUCGUCGGUGGGACAGCGUAUGGGGUAAACGGGUCGUUAGCUAUGUCCAAACCUGAACCAGAACUAUAUAUUCGUUGGAUGCAGCUUUCAGUGUUUAUGCCCGUCAUAAAAUUUGCCUUCACACCAUGGGAUUAUGACAAAGAUAUUGUAGAUAUAUUCAACAACUUGAUCAAGAUACGGAAAGAGAAAGUGAUUCCAUUACUUCUGAAGGCAAUGCGUGAGGCAGAGAUGACAGGUGCCCCAAUUAUCCGUCCAAUCUGGUGGGGCUCUCCAAAGGAUGAAAACGCCCUGUUGGUGGACUCUGAGUUUAUGGUAGGAGAUUCCCUUUUGGUGGCCCCGAUAUUGAAGAAGGGUGCUAAGGAUAGAGACAUCUACCUCCCUGAAGGGGACUGGCACGAUCAAAUUAAUGAUCAACAUGAACAAGGAAAACAGUGGCUCAAGGCACACAAGGUCAAACUCACAGAGGUGGCGUACUUCACUAGGACUCAUAUUCUGGCAUAAAUCAUAUCAAAGCAUUGUGUUGCUAGUCAGGCCCAGCUUUUACAAAGUUUUCCUAGAUUUGUUCUGAAAUUAUUUGUCUAUGUAGCAUUAUUAAUUUAUGCCAAGUGAUCAUGAUGACUGUUACAAUAUUACGUGUGCAUCCCUCUGAGAUACUGUAUCAAACUGGUUAAACUCUGACCGUAGAACAGUGUAGAUAGUGUAUGUACACAAUAACCACUCUCUUGCAUAAUAAUACAAUUAAUUUUCCAACGCUGCAACAUCUUUAAUUCAUGAAAAUUAUCACUGAUGAAAAAUUAAGGUGUCUACAAUGAUCAAAUACUUAAGGUAUGAUAUAAAGUUUGAUUGUCCAAAUACUUCAGGUAUGAUAUCAAGUUUGAUUGUCAGAAUACUUAAGGUAUGAUAUAAAGUUUGAUUGUCCAAAUACUUCAGAAUUUGUUUGAAACAAGACUAGCACAUAUAAAAAAAAGUAUUUGAUGUAAAAAUCACUUGAAUGAAUUUGUACUGGUCAGUGUUGAAGAGAGGCUAUAUUAUAUCAUACAUGAAUCUUGUCAAAUUUGGGAGAUAGCUGUAGUAACUUUUGGAAAAGGUGACUAAUGUAAAACUGCUUUAAAUGUCUGAAAAAAAGGAUAUGUUAUAAUAAGUAUUCACCACAUUUGAUAUUUGCUCACUAUUGAAAUAUACAUCAUGUAGUCUUUCCAUAAUGAACUAUAUAUAUAUGUGUGUAGAUAAUUUUCCUGGUGGAAUUUGUUUAAGGUUGAAAAUAUCUUGUAAUAUGAUUUAUAGUUAUCCUUUUAAUGAUGCUGAAGUUGUAUUUAACAUGCUGUAUAAAUCAUGUUGUUUUCUAUAACAGGUUGUAGCUAUAGGAAUUUUUAACAUGCCACAGUCAUCUAUAACAUGCUAUAGUCAUCAACUUGUUACAGUUAUAUAACAUGCUAUAGUUAUCCUAUAGCAUGCUAUAGUUAUCCUAUAACAUGCUGUAGUUAUCCUAUAACAUGAUGUUGUUAUCUAUAACAUGCUGUAGUUAUCUAUAACAUACUGUAGUUAUCUAUAACAUGCUAUAGUUAUCCUAUAACAUGCUAUAGUUAUCUAUAACAUGCUGUAGUUAUCCUAUAACAUGAUGUUGUUAUCUAUAACAUGCUAUAGUUAUCAUAUAGCAUGCUAUAGUUAUCCUAUAACAUGCUGUAGUUAUCCUAUAACAUGAUGUUGUUAUCUAUAACAUGCUAUAGUUAUCCUAUAACAUACUGUAGU
This is a messenger RNA of Pecten maximus, 3318 nucleotides long. RefSeq names its product myogenesis-regulating glycosidase-like. The record is from RefSeq and is a predicted model, not a curated record. NCBI's taxonomy places the organism in Eukaryota, Metazoa, Mollusca, Bivalvia, Pectinida, Pectinidae. The coding region runs from base 22 to 2070 and encodes 682 amino acids. The transcript has 3 exons. Gene Ontology annotation, biological process: carbohydrate metabolic process. Gene Ontology annotation, molecular function: hydrolase activity, hydrolyzing O-glycosyl compounds.